GAAGAGCGAGAGAACGCUGUCCAACAUUUGUAUCAUGAAGCGCCUCCUGCAAUGCAGCAUCGGCGCGCUGUCUUCCUCCCUCUCUGCCCUGUCACGCCACCCGCUCACACCGCCACGACGGCACUGUGCCACGACACCAACGGAGGACGAUGUGCGGAGGGCGUACAAGACCCUCGGCGUGCACGCCACGGCGACCUUGGCCGAUGUGAAGAAGCGCUACGGCGCCCUGGCGAAGGAGCACCACCCCGACGUCGCCACCUCCGCCACCUCCUCCACAGACCGGAUGACGGACAUCAACACGGCCUACACCACCGUCAAGCAGUUCUACCAGGCGGGUGGCAGACUGUCGAGUCGCCCCUCACCCGCCUCUUCGUCGACCUCCUCGGACGCACGAAGUUCAUCGGAGUACUACACCAAGUACGACGCCGCCUAUCAGCCCUGGCACGAGGACAUGGACCCGCUCAUGUACGAACUAAUGUGGGAGGAGAUGCGGCGGCAGAAUGAGGAGGAGGCCUUCAAUAAAACGGCGCACGCGGAGAACUUCAACCGCAUGAAUGGCCAGUGGCGACAGCCGCGGCACAACUUUGCGAAUGGACGCAGCGCCAAGCCGCGCCCUUCCUCGCCAGGGCACAGCGGCGGUGACCGGGCCGGCUCACCAAACGCCAGUCAACCCAGCAAAAACGCGGCGAACACCACCACCUGGCCCGAGGAGCAGGUGAAGGCGAUGGUCAACAUGUACCAGGACGGGAAGAGCUUUGAGUUCAUUGCGAAUGCCCUCGGGAAGGAGAACGCCGGCGUGGUGAUGGAGGAGUUCAAUCGGUGGAGUGCGGACAGUCAGUCAAACCGGCGUCGCAACAACAACUCCAGCAACAACAGGCAAGGCAACAACGGGCGGCGGCGGCGACCGUCGAACAGGCCACACGAUUUUUACUUCGCAGAGUCACCCGAUGACAUACCAUUUGAGCUGUACGAGAUGAUGGAGGAGGAGCCGUACUGCGACGGCUCCGGCGCGGACAUGGGGAACCCGUUCGGGUAUUACCCGGGCGAUGACGACACCUACUUCGGCAACGCGACCCCAUUCUACGGUACACAUCAAAUGAGCGGCGGGGGGCCGAUUUACAACUCGUCACGGAGCGCCUCCUACAAGCCGCAGCGGCACCACCGCGGCGGGGCACCACACAGGGGCAGACGCAGGAACAACGACAGCAGCAGCGGUGGCAAUCGCGCUGAUAACAACUCCAACAGGACGUGA
Molecule: messenger RNA, 1252 nt
Organism: Leptomonas pyrrhocoris
Lineage: Eukaryota; Euglenozoa; Kinetoplastea; Trypanosomatida; Trypanosomatidae
Exons: 1
Coding region: 35-1252 (405 amino acids)
Source: RefSeq, a predicted model, not a curated record